AUGGAUUUGUGGAAUCGGCUUAAACUUUUUCUUGAAAUAGACUUGUGGAAUCGGCUUAAACUUUUUCUCGAAACGGACUUGUGGAAUCAGCUUGGACUUUUUCUCGAAAUGGACUUGUGGAAUCGGCUUGGACUUUCUCUUGAAAUAGACUCAUGGAAUCAGCUUAGAUUUUCUCUCAAAACGGAUUCGUG
Messenger RNA from Funneliformis caledonium, 191 nucleotides. The record is from the annotation of a GenBank genome assembly. Lineage: Eukaryota; Fungi; Glomeromycota; Glomeromycetes; Glomerales; Glomeraceae.